Molecule: messenger RNA, 2008 nt
Organism: Porites lobata
Lineage: Eukaryota; Metazoa; Cnidaria; Anthozoa; Scleractinia; Poritidae
Source: the annotation of a GenBank genome assembly
AUGAUUCCCCUAUACAGAAAAGCUCUUUUUCGGACUCUUCGCUUUUUUGCAUGGUCUUUGUUCAGUGCUUGGCUUUUCUUUUUAUUUGAAAAUACUGAAAAGGAUGACGCACAGGAUAAAUUACAGCUGCUUCGUUCUCUCUAUGAAUCUAUGGCAUCUAAAUACAACAUGUCUAUUGAAGAGUUCAACGGUUUUAGCAAAGUGGCGUAUGAAGCUUUGAGCGAACCAAAACGGCAGUGGAGCUACUACGAAGCAGUUGAUUUUACUUUCCAGGCUUUUACGACAAUAGGUAAGGUCCAGUGUUAGCCCGCGUGGCUGGCGGGAUUGUUAUCCCUGGGUUUUUUCUUGUCGUUACGGGUUAAUUAUGUGUGAAGGAAAAAGAUCAUUUAUUAUAAGUUUCCUUUCUUUCAGCUGAUUUCUGUGUCAGUGUCGAGUUUCCUUCUUAUGUGCAUUGUUUUUCCUGAAAAUUGUCGUGAACGUUAUUUGAAACAAAAAAGGAGACCAUCCUCAUCUUUUCUAGUAUUUUCUCCCAUUCGCCAAUUCCACAUUUCUAGAAAGUAUUUUCAGUUAAUGGCUGAGUGAGGACACUUUUAGGACCACGUACCGGUUUAUCCGUUCUUGUAACUUUCAAGUGUUUUUAUCAGGGUCAGGGGCCCGUUUCUCGAAAGUCCCGGUAACUUUUCGGGCCCGAAAUCAAAUAUUCAAAUCGAAAUAUAAAGAAUAAGAGCGCGGGUCCUGGUAGGAGACUACUCCAUUUUGUUUCACUAACUGAUAGUUUUAUCAUGUUAGAUUCAAAACUAUUGAAACCUCGAUCUUUAAUGUAAACGGAGACAGCUUACCGGGCCAGUUAAUUAUCGGGACUUUCGAGAAACAGGCCCCCUGAACGGGUUGUUUUGAACCCGCACCUUUUAACGCUUGUCUUGUUGAUCUUGUUGAUUCACAUUUGCCGCUUGAACGUUUGAAUCCUGACGAUUUCACGAAUUCUCGACAGACAGAAAAAAAUAUCGUACAUCCCGUCGCCAAAUUUUGGCAAAUCCCGAUCCCAUGGUAGCAGUGAAAUCCCGUAUCCCGUCAAGAUAUUUUGUGUUUUCUUGAAGCCUACGCAGUAUUUGGCGAAAUCCCGGGUCUCACAAAUACCCUUCCAGACCGACUGAUUUUCACAAACGUUAAGGAUUAUAGGCACUCGCACGUGGUAGUCGUGAAGACGUGACGGCAAAGAAUUAUGUACAAAAAAAACGUGAUUCACGGGCCACGUUUUUAAUCGAUUGUUUUUCGACGUUCUCGUUGCUGUUGCUGUCUACCUUGCUUAAGGUCCCUAAAAUGUUUGUUCAGUUAGUGGGAGUAUUGGAUGAAACAAGUUCCACUUAAGUUGCUCAGGUUUUCAAUUUCAUGAAAAACCGUAUCUGUAUCUCCUCUAGGCUAUGGUUAUAUCACGCCUCAAACACCAACCGGCCAGAUAAUGUGUAUCUUGGUAUGUUUCUUGGGGAUUCCGAUUACAAUGCUGGCCUUAAAAUCCGUCGGCGAAGUUAUCCUUAAACUGGUCAACACAGUUAUCACGAAGUUUGAGAAGAACAUUCUGGGAAGGCCAGUUCCAAAGCAAGUACAAACCAAAAGUGCUGUGAUCUUAUUCCUCCUGAUGCUGCUGACAAUCUUUGUCAUCGGUCUUCUACAGAUUUCCGUGAAAGUGAAUCUCCUCCAAAGAGUGUAUUUCGCGUUUGUGACUUGUAGCACCAUCGGCUUUGGUGACUAUAUUCCUUUUCAGAUAAGCAGAAGAAUAGACCACUUACCUGUCAAUGGCUCUAAUGAUGCAUUUAAAGAAAAGAAACAGGGCCCUGAUGUGUUCUAUGCCCUAUCCUGGGAAAUUGAGGUCAUUUUUGGUUUGUGCCUUGUGUCAAGUGUAUUAAACUCAAUAAUGGCAGCCAUGGAAGAACGAAAAUGGCAUUAUCCUGGAUGUAUUCCGCGAAAGACAAGGAAACCCGUGGAUAUGGACCCCGCAAUUACCACAUGA